GAACAAUAUUUUAAAUUAGUGUAAUAAAAUGUGUAAGUUGGUAACGAGUAAGGAGUAAGUUACUCGAUGCGCUGACCCGAACAACCCGUAGCCCGAUCCGCCCGCAACCCGCCCGGCCCAAAACUCGAUGAACCCGCUACCCGAUUGAACCCGGUCCCGAUGAACUCGCAACCCGACUAACCCGCAAGCCGUUUGAACCCGAACCCGAUGAACCCGAACCCGACGAACCUGUAACCCGAUGAACCCAAAACUCAACUAACCCGCAACUCGAUUGAACCCAGCCCAAACCCGCCCGAUUGACACCUAAUUAUAGAAGGAUAAAAAAUUGUUUUGGAUCGAAAUGGGCUCAAAACGUUCCAGAGAAAGAGUACCAAAGGGCUAUUGACAUGCUAAAAAUGUUAGAAUAGCAAGCAGGGCCCAAUCCCCGCCCCUAUAAUUCUAUCUAAUCUACAUAGUUAAAACUUAAAAUACAGUUAAACAAUAGAAAACAGUACUGAAGAUGCUGAAUGUCAAAUCUUCAAUUUGCUGUCACGUUCUGUACAUGCAUGCUAGUGUCUCGUUCCAGUAGUCUCACGCGUCAUUGCUGUACAUUGCUACCUAUAUUAUUUGGUCAUAAAAGGUCUAUAGUGACCAAAUUGCCUGGAAAGGUUCUUGCUAAAUUCAGCUAAUUUGGUUAGUUACUUUGACACAACCUAAAAGUAUGAUUGCACGUAAAUUAUACAUAUUGUCUAUGUUUGAUCCGAUUUAUAGGAGACAAUAUUAUUUAAUAUAAAAGAAAUCUAACAAGAUUCAUUUUGACUACUUUUUAUUUUUUUAAUUUAUUUUAUUUUAUAUUAUAAUCCUUUUUAAUAACUUUACAUCACAUUUUAUAUUAAAAAUACUUCUAAUAGUAUUUCAGCCAAACACACAACUGCUUUAAUUGAAAAAUAUUUUUCUAAAAGCUUAAACCAUUACAAAACGCACCACGGGACCAAACUAAGCAUCCAGCCAUAUAUCCACCCAAAUUAUUGCCCUUGCUUUCGCUUUCCGUCCCUUUCACGAUUUGUCAUUUCGUUUUGCUCGUGUUUUAUUAUUAUUCCCACCACACUUUAGUUUAUCAUAAACUUGAUUCGAAGAUCGAAGUAACGUAGACAAAAACUAUAUAAGAUAUCAAUUUUAACGUAAAAUAUUAAAAGAUUUGCAAGCUAGCUUGUAUGAGAUAGAUCUGACUUACGUCGGUAUAUUGAACUGUUCCAUGAUAAUAUCCAAGUUUUUUUUUUUUACCAAGGGAAGUUGUUAUUUUGAGUAUUGUUUUGGCCUCUCUUAUUAUGCUGGAUGUGCUUGCAUCGUUUCUCAUAUUUGAGGAACUUCUCCAUUUUUUAAUAUUAUCAAGUGAAUAUAUUUAACUUUCUCGUCAUGGUAAAUUAGGGACGCCAUUGUGUUAUGCAUUCCGAUUCCCAUGAGUUUCGGGUUCGAGAGAGGUUCGGUAUUACCAGAAGUAAAUAUAGGGUUCACGUAGCCCUAACUAGAGGUAAAUGUAAGUAUGUAACGAUGAGAAAGUGACAUAAAGAGUUUUCGAAUCAUUUAUUUGGAAUAUAUAGUAAUUGCCUAAUUGGACAACCCAAUUUCAUAGAAUGAAGUCUAGACAACAUAUAUAAUGGAUACAGAAAGGUAGAUGGAUUUAGUAUCGUUUCGAUCCCAAGGUCUUCGAGGAUAGUAACCUAGUUCUCUUUUCCCUUAAAAUGCCCAUUGCUUGCUUAAUGUAUGCACCAUCUCUGGGGAGGGAGCAGUGAAACACAUUAUUUGUGAUGAAGGUUGAAACCAUUCAAAAUCCGAUCCUGGACGUGCCUGGCGUGUGGAUAAUCCAAUCAAACCAUUCAAAGUCCAUACAAUCCUAACCAAAAUUUUCCUCAAUUCCAUACAUCGAAUAUCAAGAUACAUUACAACAAAAAAAAGCUUUUCGUGAACAAAUAAUUUUGGUAGCAGAAUUGUUCGCUAUAGCCGCGUUACUAAUUCCUAUCGCAACCAAAUUGCUGAUUGGUAGUGAAAACGAAAUCAAUCGCAACCCAUGAUACAUUUUAUGAUUUUUUGCGACCACUCUUGUGGUUGUCAUAGGUUUUGAUAUUGGUGGCGAAAUAUUGAUGAUUGGUCACCAAAAGUACUAAUGACAACUAAUACUUUUGGACACCAAAAAUAUUAACAGUGAAUAUACAAUUUGGUUGGGAAAUUUACAUAUGGCAACCAAUUACAACAUUAUGAAACCAAUUAAUUUGGUUAUAGAGGUUUGGAAAAACCAUUAAAUUUGUUCGUGAAAAUACAUAUGGCGACCAAAAUGUAAUUUUAGACGACUAAUUUUUGGGAUUUUAAAGGUUCAAUAGAACCAUAAAAUUUGGUCGUGAAAAAUACAUACGGCAACCAAUCAUGUAAUUUUAGACGACUAAUUUUUGUGGUUUUAAAAGUUCAAUAUAACCAUAAAAUUUGGUCGUGAAAAUUUAGUACGACAACCGAUUAAAUUUGGUUGUAUAAAAAGCAAAGGACAAACAAUAAUUUUGGUUAUGAAAGUUCAAUACAAUAAAGAAAUUUGGUCUGGAAAUAUGAACAUCAACCAAUCAUAUCUCCAAAUCUAAAUUGAAAUUAUGGUGAAAAUGAUUUAAUUUCGUAUAUAACAUAACUGUAUUGAACCAAAAUCAUGGUUACAUAAUUUUCAUUGAACAAUUAAUUGUACACAUGAUUCUGUUAUACUUAAAAUGACAAAUCAUUCUUUCCAAUAUAUUAAACAAUUAAUUGUAUACAUGAUUCUUAACUCAUGCAACAAAUCCAAUGGCUUCGGAGUGACUAGCUCAAUUUCCACUAUAUAACUUGGAAAAAUACCUUUUUAACACCAUCUGCAACCAACAAAAGACAGUAAACAUCUAAGUAAGAGAUGGAAGAUGAAAGUUUCAUGUAAACAGAAAUACAUUUUUAACACCGUUGCCUUCAAAAUUCAAGGAGAACGACAUUUCUAAAAAAUUGCCAGAAAUCGGUGAUGGUACUCCUGAAAAUUUGCCAAAAUGGCCACGGAAAUAUUCAGUCCGAAUCGGAGUUUAAUAGACUUAUUCAUCUCUAAAGAAUAGCCUCAGUCUAAAUUUGAGAUCCGAAGCCUUCAAAAUCAAAGCAAAACGGUCUUUCGAAAAUAUCACCGAAAAAUUACGAAAAUGACCCCUUCCAAAAAAUCGCCCGCAAUCGGUUAUGGUACCCCCUUUGGAAUCUGCAAAAAAUGGUCACGGAAGUAUUUCGCCCGAAUCGGUGUUUAAUAGACUUAUUCAUCCCUAAAGAAUAGCCUCAGGCUGAAUUCGUGAUCCGUAGCCUUCAAAAUCCAAGCAAAACGGCCUUUUGAAAAUAUCGCCGAAAAAUUUACGAAAAUCACCCCCCCCCCCCCCCCCCCCCCCCCCGGUACAAGUUCAACCAAAUUUCUGCCCAAAUCGGCGAUUAGUAGACUUCAUCAUUGGUAGAGAGUACCCUAAGGAUGAAUCUGUGAUCCGUCGCCUUCAAAAUCCAAGGAAAACGGCAUUUCCAAAAAAUCGCACGAAAUCGGUGAUGGUACCCCUUUGGAAUCUGCCAAAAAUAGCUUCGGAAAUAUUCCGCCCGAAUCGUUGUUUAAUAGACUUAUUCAUCCCUAAAAAAUAACCUCAGGCUGAAUUCGUGAUCCGUAACCUUCAAAAUCCAAGCAAAAUGGCAUCUCGAAAAUAUCGCCAAAAAAUUACGAAAAUGCCCUCCUAAAAAGUACGACCAAAUUUCGUCCCAAAUCGGCGAUAAGUAGACUUCAUCAUCGGUAGAGAGUACCCUAAGGAAGAAUCUGUGAUCCGUCGCCUUCAAAAUUCAAGGAGAACGACAUUUCUAAGAAAUCGCACGAAAUCGGUGAUGGUACCCCUUGAAAAUCUGCCAGAAAUGGCCCCGGAAAUAUUUUGCCCGAAUCGGUCUUUAAUAUUCUGCGAUCUGUGACCCGUCGCCUUCAAAAUUCAAGGAAAACGGCAUUUCCAAAAAAUCGCCCUAAAUCGGUGAUGGUACCCCUUUGGAAACUGCCAAAAAAGACCCGGAAAUAUUCUGCCCGAAUCGGUGUUUAAUAGACUUAUUCAUCCCUAAAGAAUAGCCUCAGGCUGAAUUCGUGAUCCGUAGCCUUAAAAAUCCAGGCACAAAGGCCUUUCGAAAAUAUCGCCGAAAAAUUACGAAAAUGCCCCCCGAAAAGUUUCGACCAAAUUUCUGCCCAAAUCGGCGAUUAGUAGACUUCAUCAUUGGUAGAGAGUACCCUAAGGACGAAUCUAUGAUCCAUCACAUUCAAAAUCCAAGGAAAACGGCAUUUCCAAAAAAUCACCCGAAAUCGGUGAUGGUACCCCUUUGGAAACUGCCAAAAAUGGCCUCCGAAAUAUUCCGCCCGAAUCGGUGUUUAUUAGACUUAUUCAUCCCUAAAAAAUAGCCUCAGACUGAAUUCGUGAUCGGUAGCCUUCAAAAUCCAAGCAAAACGGCCUUUCGAAAAUAUCGCCAAAAAAUUACGAAAAUGCCCCCCGAAAAGGUUCGACCAAAUUUCUGCCCAAAUCGGCGAUUAGUAGACUUCAUCAUUGGUAGAGAGUACCCUAAGGACGAAUAUAUGAUCCGUCGCCUUCAAAAUCCAAGGAAAACGACAUUUCCAAAAAAUCGCCCGAAAUCGGUGAUAGUACCCCUUUGGAAACUGCCAAAAAUGGCCACGGAAAUAUUCCCCCCGAAUCGGUUUUUAAUAGACUUAUUCAUCCCUAAAGAAUAGCCUCAGACUGAAUUCGUGAUCCGUAGCCUUCAAAAUCCAAGCAAAACGGCCUUUCGAAAAUAUCGCCAAAAAAAUUACGAAAAUGCACCCCGAAACAGUUCGACCAAAUUUCUGCCCAAAUCGGCGAUUAGUAGACUUCAUCAUUGGUAGAGAGUACCCUAAGGACGAGUCUGUGAUCCGUCGCCUUCAAAAUCCAAGGAAAACGGCGUUUCCAAAAAAUCUCCCGAAAUCGGUGAUGGUAACCCUUUGGAAACUGCCAAAAAUGGCCCCGGAAACAUUCCGCCCGAAUCGGUGUUUAAUAGACUUAUUCAUCCCUAAAGAAUAGGCUCAGGCUGAAUUCGUGAUCCGUAGCCUUCAAAAUCCAAGCAAAACGGCCUAUCGAAAAUAUCGCCGAAAAAUUACGAAAAUUCCCCCUGAAACAGUUCGACCAAAUUUUUGCCCAAAUCGGCGAUUAGUAGACUUCAUCAUUGGUAGAGAGUACCCUAAGGACGAGUCUGUGAUCCGUCGCCUUCAAAAUCCAAGGAAAACGGCGUUUCCAAAAAAACGCCCGAAAUCGGUGAUGGUGUACCAUUUGGAAAUUGCCAAAAAUGGCCACGGAAAUAUUCCCCCUGAAUCGGUUUUUAAUAGACUUAUUCAUCCCUAAAGAAUAGCCUCAAGCUGAAUUCGUGAUCCGUAGCCUUCAAAAUCCAAGCAAAACUGCCUUUCGAAAAUAUCGCCCAAAAUUUACAAAAAUGCCCCCCAAAACAGUUCGACCAAAAAUCUGCCCAAAUCGGCGAUUAGUAGACUUCAUCAUUCGUAGAGAGUACCCUAAGGACGAGUCUGUGAUCUGUCGCCUUCAAAAUCCAAGGAAAACGGCGUUUCCAAUAAAUCGCCCGAAAUUGGUGAUGGUACACCUUUGGAAACUGCCAAAAAUGGCCACGGAAAUAUUCCGCCCGAAUCGGUGUUUGAUAUACUUAUUAAUCCCUAAAGAAUAGCCUCAGGCUGAAUUCGUGAUCCGUAGCCUUCAAAAUCCAAGCAAAACGGCCUUUCGAAAAUAUCGCCAAAAAAAUUACGAAAAUGCACCCCGAAACAGUUCGACCAAAUUUCUGCCCAAAUCGGCGAUUAGUAGACUUCAUCAUUCGUAGAGAGUACCCUAAGGACGAGUCUGUGAUCUGUCGCCUUCAAAAUCCAAGGAAAACGGCGUUUCCAAUAAAUCGCCCGAAAUUGGUGAUGGUACACCCUUGGAAACUGCAAAAAAUGGCCCCGGAAAUAUUCCGCCCGAAUCAGUGUUUAAUAGACUUAUCCAUCCCUAAAGAAUAGCCUCAGACUGAAUUCGUGAUCCGUAGCCUUCAAAAUCCAAGCAAAACGGCCUUUCGAAAAUAUCGCCGAAAAAUUACGAAAAUGCCCCCCGAAAACGUUCGACCAAAUUUCUGCCCAAAUCUGCGAUUAGUAGACUUCAUCAUUCGUAGAGAGUACCCUAAGGACGAGUCUGUGAUCUGUCGCCUUCAAAAUCCAAGGAAAACGGCGUUUCCAAUAAAUCGCCCGAAAUUGG
Molecule: messenger RNA, 6287 nt
Organism: Linum trigynum
Lineage: Eukaryota; Viridiplantae; Streptophyta; Magnoliopsida; Malpighiales; Linaceae
Source: the annotation of a GenBank genome assembly